UUCCAGAAAGUCUUCGCGAUUGGCCUGCCAGGAAGGACCGACAAAAGAGAUACGAUGGCAUUGUCUGCUGGCAUCACCGGUAUCGACUUCGAAUGGUGGCCAGGAAUUCGGGGCGAGGAUGUGCCUAAGAAAGCGAUUCCUGCAGGGUGGAAGCAAGCCAUGUCUCUACUGGGUUCGUGGCGAGCUCACAUGAAUGUCCUCGACCACAUCAUUGAGAACAAUUUGCAAUCAGCUCUGAUCUUGGAAGACGACGCCGACUGGGACUAUUCUCUCAAAACACAAAUGUCUCAAUUUGCAACAGGAAUCAAGCUCAUACAAGAUCAUGACCAAAGCUCAUCGACGACUUCCACUACAUCCCCCUACGGAACAGGCUGGGACCUCCUCUGGCCAGGCCACUGCAAGUCAGGACCCUCAGAAGCACAACAACCAAUCUACUUUCUUGAAAACGACGUUACAGUACCACCAACCUCACACCGUCACUCACAUUGGGCACAGCCACACGUAAUGCCAGAAGUAGAAACCAACACGACCAGACUCAUCUACCGACAAAAAGGUGGCAGCUGCACAUUCGCCUAUGCUGUGACGCAGUCGGGAGCACGAAAACUCGUAUCAGCACUGAGGAACAAUAUAUCCCCGUACGACUCGGCAGUUUCCGACGUCUGUGCGCACAGAGGAGGACACAUCCAACCUUUCGAUUGUUUCUCGACAUAUCCCCCGCUAAUCUCUACGUACCGACCUGCUGGGACGAGCGAACAUGACAGCGAUAUCAGUCCCGAUCAUCAGAAGGGUAAGAUGCACGAGGAAUUCACUUGGGACAUUGUAUUUUCUGUGAAACAGAAUAUCGAUAGAUUGCUUGGAGGUGAGGGGAUGGUGAAGAGUCAAUGGCUGGAUGAGACGAGACCA
This is a messenger RNA of Pseudocercospora fijiensis CIRAD86, 903 nucleotides long. RefSeq names its product glycosyltransferase family 25 protein. The transcript has a single exon. The record is from RefSeq and is a predicted model, not a curated record. NCBI's taxonomy places the organism in Eukaryota, Fungi, Ascomycota, Dothideomycetes, Mycosphaerellales, Mycosphaerellaceae. The annotation marks the transcript as partial.